This is a messenger RNA of Anopheles marshallii, 2628 nucleotides long. Its product is annotated as protein aubergine-like. Lineage: Eukaryota; Metazoa; Arthropoda; Insecta; Diptera; Culicidae. Gene Ontology annotation, cellular component: P granule. The transcript is spliced from 3 exons. The coding region runs from base 1 to 2628 and encodes 875 amino acids. Gene Ontology annotation, biological process: regulatory ncRNA-mediated gene silencing. The record is from RefSeq and is a predicted model, not a curated record. Gene Ontology annotation, molecular function: protein binding; piRNA binding.
AUGGAUCAACAAGCAGGUCGUGGCCGAGGUCGAGGAACACGCGCUGGUCCGGGUGCUGCGGGAGCACAACCCAAUUGGAAGCAGGGUGGUGCCAUCGCACCCCAGAAUCGACCAGUCCCCGUAGCUCCGGCGGAGCAAACCGAUUCUACCGGUGAUAAAAAUGGCGGUGGUGCAGGACCUUCUACGGUAGCGCGGCGCGGGAACGGUAACGGCAAAGGCAACGGCAACGGCAACGGCAAUGGGAAUGGUGGGAGCGAUGCGAAUGUCGGCCGUGGAGCCAUCCGGGGAAUGCGAUACGUCCCGGAGGUGGUGGUAACACGCACCGCAAAUUCACCGGCGAAGCAGGGUACCUCCGGUAACAAGUUGGUCGUCAAAACCAACUAUUUCCGGUUGACGCGAAAGGACAAGAAUGCGUGCGUCUUUCAAUACCGGGUAGAUUUUGAACCGCUGGUCGAAGAUACACGGGUGAUGCAGGCGCUGAUCCGUACCCAGGGGCCUGUCAUUGGCCCAUACAUUUUCGACGGUACGAUGCUGUUUUUGUACAACAAACUGCGCUCGGAAAAGAUCGAACUGCAGGUGAAGGAUCCGCGCACAGACGCACUGUACAAAAUGACAAUCAGACACGUCGGAACGGUCGAUAUGGCAUCUGAGAUGGCGUUCAUGAUACUAAACUUGAUGCACCGGCAGGCGAUGGGCAGCCUGAAGCUGUUGGCCAUCAAUCGCCACUUCUUCGAUCCGGAAGCGAAAGUUUCCAUCCCACAGUACGGGCUGGAACUGUACCCCGGGUACGUGACGUCGAUUCGCCAGCACGAAAAGGAUGUGCUGCUGUGCGUGGAUAUAACGCACCGGGUGCUGCGUACCGAUACCUGUUACAGGAUGUUGCAGAACAUGCAGCGCCAGCCGGGCAAGUUCAGGGAUAACUUCCGCAAUAUGAUGAUCGGGGCCAACGUAAUGUCGGUUUACAAUCAGAAGAUGUACAAAAUCUGUGACGUCGAUUUCACCUCAUCGCCCAUGUCGACGUUUCCGACCAAGGAAGGGGAAAACGUUUCGUUCAUGGACUAUUACAGAAAGCAGUACAACAUUACGAUCCGUGACCCGAAGCAACCGAUGUUGCUUUCGCAACCGAACGAGCGGCUCGGGAUUGAUAAACCGAUCCUGCUCGUGCCGGAGCUGUGCCGUUUGACGGGCAUCACGGACGAUAUGCGACGUGACUUUAACCUGAUGCGAGCCAUUGCCGACCAUACGCGCAUCGGUGCGGACAUGCGCAUCCAGCGGUUGGAGCGCUUCAACGAGCGGCUGCAGGGUGCGGCCGGUCGAGAGGUGUUCCAGUUCUGGAAGACGGAGCUGGAUCGGCGUCUGGUCGAGGUACCGGCACGUACCCUGCGCCAGGAGGCCAUUAUGUUCCAGCCACAGGGUGAAGGUGUACCAGCAGGCCCGGAGGCGGAGUGGAGUCAGGCAUUCCACAAAAAUCAAUUGUUCAAAUCGAUUCCGUUGCACCGCUGGUUCGUGGUGUGCGAGCGUGGCAAGGAAACGCUGGUGAAAGAUUUCCUCGGCUGUAUGAUGCAGGCCAGCCGGGGCAUGAACUUCAAGAUAACAGAACCGAAGAUAAUCACCGUCCAGAAUGAUGGCCCCCAUGGAUACAAUCAAGCGUUGAGCCAAUUGUUCAAUGAAGAUCUGCAGCUGGUGAUGUGCGUCGUACCGAACGACCGGGCGGAUCGGUACGCCUCCAUCAAGAAGGUCUGUUGCGUCGAGCGGGCCAUUCCGUGCCAGGUUAUCAAAACGCGCACGAUCACACCGAAGAACGGCAAUGUGCGUACGCUGAUGUCCGUCGCUAGCAAGGUGGUUAUACAGCUGAACUGUAAGCUGGGCGGCAUACCAUGGAUGGUAAAGAAUCCGCUCACAAAUGCGAUGGUGAUUGGCUUUGACGUGUGUCACGAUACGAAUGAUAAAUCGAAAUCAUUCGGCGCACUUGUUGCCACGAUGUAUUCACCGAAGCAUGUCGAACCGAGGUACUAUUCGUCCAUCGAGGCACACAAGCGGGGCGAGGAGUUGUCCAAUUUCAUUGCGGCCGGGAUCGCGAAAUCGCUCCGGGCGUACCAGGCCGCUUACGGGCAAGGCGUAUUGCCGCGUCGUAUUAUCAUGUACCGCGAUGGUGUCGGCGAAGGUCAGCUGCGCCAUGUGGUCAACUUCGAGACCAAGACGAUCAAGAGCAUGCUUAGCCAGGUCUACGCUAACUGCAAGGACUUCAGGCCACAGCUGUCCAUCAUCGUGGUGAGCAAGCGGAUCAACACGCGGUUGUUUAUGGCCAACCGCAAUCCGCCACCGUGCACGAUCGUCGAUGACAUCAUCACCUUGCCGGAAAGAUCUGAUUUCUACCUGAUCUCGCAGGCAGUACGCCAGGGCACGGUAUCACCGACGUCCUACCAUGUCGUGCACGACGAGAGCGGUCUCACGGUGGAUCAGCUGCAGGUAUACACAUCCAAGCAGACCCAUCUGUACUACAACUGGUGCGGUACCAUCGCCGUACCGGCGGUUUGCCAAUACGCCCACAAGCUGGCAUAUUUGACUUCUCAGUAUCUGCACCAACAACCCAACCAGAAUUUGAGCAACCGUUUGUAUUAUUUGUAA